AUGGGGUUUUGUGCAGGACCUUAUGCUGGUGAUGGUUGCACUGUGUGCCAAGGUCCUGCUUGGGUGAAAGACAUUCAAAUCAACAAACAGCUCAGUAACAUACAGUUAUUCUGCAAGCUGGAGUCACCAGAGUCCUCAACCACGGCCACUGCCGUACAAUCAGAAAAGAGCUCUGUCCCUAAGAACAAGAAGAACAUCAAGAUGUGGUUUAGCCCAAAAAGUCGCAAAAUACGCUGCUGUAUUGAGAAACCUGCUGGAUCAAACAAAUCAAAUGGAUUCCAGGGAAUGGAAGCCACUUCGUCUGAACCUAAGGACCUGUCUGUCUUCAACUUCACCUCUUCCUCCCAGGAAUCUGGCUCAUCCACUCCUCCACGGAGGAAGGCAAAUAAGAAAACAAAGAAAAAAAGGAGCCAAGUCUACAGAAAAGCCAGCGGUGGUCAAAGACCCACAACACGGACUCAGACUAUGCAGGAAUGUAAGAGGCUGAAGCUAGAAGCUAUCAAUCAGCAUUGGGCCAUUGGAAAACAGGCUGCUAUAGACAAGAAGGAUGAAGAGCAUGAGAAACUGAGCUCUGGAGAUGAAUACAGGGGGUCCGGUAAGAGAGUUUCUUUUCUUUUCCCUCGCAGCCAGCCCGAGGAGACUCAUAAGGCUCCUCACCAAGGAGAGAAUCAAAUUCCCAGUCCCCAAAAAAGCAUAUUAAGAAAUAUGGAAAUUGAAAACCGUGAAAAGCAAAACUGUGCAACUUUGAGUUCAUCAUAUCAUGAUCAACAGGUUGUGGUUGACACUGAUAUCCCACCAGAAUCAAAUGAAAAUGCUCCAGGGCCUCCUCAGCCUUCCCUUCCUGGAACUGGUAAGAGAACAAGAGAGAAUCAGGACAGUUAUGGUCCGCAGAGUACACCAAAACAACCCAGAAAUUCAGGACGGAAGAAUAGGUUAUCUAAAGAAGGAACUGAAGACCCCUCUCAGAGGACAUCCAGACAGUCCAAUGAGAAGCAGAAUGUGAAGCCAAUCACACCAGCUACCCCUGACCUCAGGAGGAAGUCUCCCAGUGUGAGACGAAAUCAGACAAGUCCCUCUUUCAUGAAGAGGAACCACAAUGGAGAGACGCCACUGCACUUAGCUGCCAUAAAGGGUGAUGUGGAGGAGGUCCGUAAGCUCCUUGCUCAGGGAGCUGACCCCAACCUGAAGGACAACGCAGGCUGGACACCACUGCACGAGGCCUGUAAUCUCGGUCAUCUGGGAGUGGUGGAGGAACUGCUUCAGCAGGGGGCGCUGUUGAACACACCAGGUUAUCAGAACGACUCUCCACUGCAUGAUGCCAUCAGGAACGGCCACAUAGCGGUGGUCAAGCUCUUGGUUGAACGAGGCGCGUCCCAAAGUGUUCUAAAUAUGCUUGGCCUGCGGCCGGUGGAUUAUGCACUGACUCCAGAAAUGCAGGAGGUCCUAAGAAUGGCCCCGGAAGCUUUAACAACCACCCUGAGGCCCCGCGCCAGCCUCAAUAAGGCUGCAGGCUGUGUGCGGGAGACGGGUCCAGUGGUUCUGAUUGGCAGUCAGCUGACGCAGACUCAGCAGAAGCAGCUCUCCAAAGCCGCUCAACUCCUUGGAGGAAAACAAGUGAAGUCCUUUUCAAGUGCAGUCACCCAUGUGGUUGUACCAGAUGUUCCCAUCAUGCCCUCUAUCCUGACCACACUGCAGGGAGUCCUCAACGGCUGCUGGAUGCUCCGUUUCAGCUGGGUGUGUUGUAGCCUUCAGGCAGGCAGCUGGGUCGGGGAGAGCGAGUACGAGGCAGGUGACGGCCCCCUGCGUGCCCGUGCGAACAGAGGCAGCCUGCUGCCUCCACUCUUUGAUGGCUGCUUCUUCUACAUGCUGGGCUCCUUCUUCAAACCGCCUAAACAUGAGCUCCUUCAGUUAGUGAAAGCAGGAGGAGGUCAGCUUCUGAAUCGCCAGCCCAAGCCUGACAGUGAUGUCACGCAAACCCUGAGCGCAGCGGCCUACCACGCUCAGCCAGGUUCAGACCAGAUUCUCUGCACCCAGUAUAUCUUAUAUGAUCCUCAGAACUCCUACAAACCCCAGAAGGUCCGAGUAGGUAAGGUGUGGUCGGCUCCAUCCACGUGGCUUCUGGGCUGCAUAGCUGCCUUCCAGCUCCUGCCUGUGCCGGAGCCCUAGACCAACAUAUCCUUGCUGUACAACUGUUUCAACUUCAUGACAUCAAAUAAAACCUAUUAUCUGCAUAAAAGAAAUUC
Rhinichthys klamathensis goyatoka is the source of this 2243-nucleotide messenger RNA. It is a transcript of the gene bard1, whose product is annotated as BRCA1 associated RING domain 1. Gene Ontology annotation, molecular function: protein binding. Lineage: Eukaryota; Metazoa; Chordata; Actinopteri; Cypriniformes; Leuciscidae. The record is from RefSeq and is a predicted model, not a curated record.